UCGGGUCAGCGGUGCACUGUAAUACCAAACGACAUCGUCUUUUACCUGUUUUGCCGUAAUAAGCACGUUUUGCCUCAACAAACAAGAUCGCGAAGACUAUCAGUUGAUUCAAUUUGUUGACCAGUUCCCGGCGGUGAAAACUGAUAAAGUUGCAUCGACACUACGAUCUUCUCAAAUGGCGGAAAACACGACGAAGCCUUCGAAUGAAGAGAUAGUGGAAAAGCAGGAGGAAGCUCAGCAACCUCCGCCGCAAGGAGGCGGUGGAGGAUGGGGAGGCUGGGGAUUUUCUGCGUUUUCUUAUAUAUCGGACAUUCAGAAAGCUGCUACUACCGCUGCCGAAGAGAUCUCCCGCAAUGCUGUUGAAGCGGCUAAAAUAGCUGCAAAAAACCUUGCAGAUGUGCAGGAUGCUUCAGAAGACUCUGAAUCCUCAAAAGAGGAUGAGCGAGAAGUAUUGGUCGAAGAGGAAAGUGAAGACGAGAAUGACAAAAAACGCAAGGCUGCUCUGGAAAAGUUAGAGAAAGCUAGUGAAGAUUCAAUUCUUGGCCAGGGUUUGAAAGUUAUUGACCAUUCAGUCGAGAAUUUCGCUUCAGGAGCUUGGCAAGCUUUAGGAAACGCAUUCAAAGGAGGUUCCGAUUUAGUCCACAAGCUUGAGGAAUCGGCUUUAAGUAUUGCUGAAUCAGUUCAGCAUGGUGGCUUACCUGCCACAACUGGUUCUGCUGCACCAUCCAUACUAGAGACUGGAAAAGCUUUUACUGCCAAAGGGAUGCAUGCGCUUGAGCUACUUGGAAAAGAAACUAUGGAUCUUCUGAUCUCAGAAACUGGUAUUGGAGUUGACCCAAACACCAAAGAAGGGGGAGGAAAAACAGACGAGGAUCAGUUUUAUGAGGAAGUUACUUUUGAUAGAUGCUUUUAUAUUUAUGGAGGUCCGGAGCAGUUGGAGGAGCUGGAGGCAUUGUCCAACCAUUAUGCUUUGUUGUUCAACAGAAGAAAAGCGAAGCUUCCAUCUGAUCAAAGGUCUUCAUAUGAUGGAAAACUUAAAGAGGUUCAACAGAUUUUUGACUUGAGUUCUGAAGUAUAUGGAAGUAGUACAGAGUCAGGAAAAGGGAAGAAAGUUGAGACUGGCAUUGCAGAUAGCACUGAUGAGGUGAAGAAUUUGCAUGAUUCUAGUGUGAACAAGGCUGCAGAAUUGGCAGCAGGAUUUACAAAUGUUUUGGUUGGACUAGCUUCCGAUGACAUGAUUCAAAGGACUGCUCGGAGACUGGAUACACUUCAUUCAGAGGGUGUCCAUAGACUUUCAGAGUUGUGCUGUUUUGCUGCGAGUCAACUUGUAAUGCUUGGGAAAUCAAUCAUCUCAACUGCAAAUAAAGCUGUGGACCAAGAUGCCGAUGCGGAAAUUGUGAAAAUGGAUUGGCCUGAGGAUUCAACUGAAAGGGCUAAGAUAAUCCGAGCGAAGGCAUGUUCAAUGACUGGAUGUGUUGAAGCUGUUUCUUCCAGCUUUAUUACAGGAAUAUCGGAAGUUGCUGAAGCGUAUUUAGCAGCAGUCAAAGGUGUUUCUGCUGAUUCACAAGAAGUUCCGCAGAAAUCAAUCCAGGAAAAAGCUAACGCAUAUGCGGAGAAUCUUCGUGCAGAUCAUAGCACAGCCAUUGGUAAAAUUCAGGAUGGCCUUCAGUAUUUGUCUUACGUGGUCAUCUCAACCUCAAUGCCUGCUGCUUGAAGAAUGUCUUGAUGCAAUGUUUCUCACUUGAUGCUCCUUUUAGCUUCUUUCCUUUUCUAUUAUCCCCACCCCCUCUCUCCUUCGUGUAAAUAAUUGCAUUAGAUUAGUUCUCUGUAUACCCCUUUAUCCCUUCAGACUUGUGUCUUCAUAUGGUGAACGUGUAUGAGAUAUUUCCAUCAACUCUUAGCUGCAUAGGAAAUCCACUUUCCUUUCUGUUUUUAUCUGAAGGAAAGAAAUAUAUUUUCUGUUGAUUGACAAUUCAAGUCUUUGCCUUUGGCCCA
Nicotiana attenuata is the source of this 1995-nucleotide messenger RNA. RefSeq lists its product as uncharacterized. The transcript is spliced from 9 exons. Lineage: Eukaryota; Viridiplantae; Streptophyta; Magnoliopsida; Solanales; Solanaceae. Bases 176 to 1714 code for a protein of 512 amino acids. The record is from RefSeq and is a predicted model, not a curated record.